UUGAUUUAGAUUUAUCGGAAAAUUAUUUUUUCAGUAAGUACGAGUACUAAUUAGGGAGUAAGUCAUAUUCUCUCUCUAGAGUAGAAUCGGUUAAAUGGAAAUCAUAGUAUUAUAUUACCAAAUUGUGAAUCCGAAGAGGCGAAUAGUAAUGCACAUUAAAAAAGGUUAAAGAAGAAGUGAAGAGAAUGAAGAAACGUGGUUCCAGAAAGAUGUCAAAUGCCACUGAUGAUUUACUAGAGUUUUUCAAGGUUUACACCUCUUCUCUAAGUUCCCAAAUGAUGAAAAUUCCACCAGAUUUUAUCACCAAAUUUGUUGGGAAUAUUCCGACAACGUGCACGUUGGAAAGGCCACAGGCUGCAUCUUGGAAAGUUGAUGUUUGCAAAGUGAAGGAUUGUUGGUAUUUCCAAAAAGGGUGUUGGCCUAAUUUUGUGGAAGAUAAUUUGUUACAAGAUGCUGAUUUUCUAACAUUUUGUUAUCUUGGGAAUUCCUUGUUUUGUGUCAACAUAUUCUCACCAAAUGGUUGUGCAAAAAGAGGUCAAUCUGCAGGUACUAAUGUUCCAACACAGGGAUACUUGAACAAGGGGUUUGUGCGUAUGCCACGAAAGUUUUGGAAUGCACACAUGGAAAAACAUAAAAAAUUAAGACUGGAUGCUACUGUUUGGGUGGAAAAUCAAGAAUGGGAUGUGGGAGUGUUGAAACGUCAUGAUAGUAUUCUAAUUACAAAAGGUUGGCCAAAAUUUGUGAGAGAUAAUAAUCUCAAAGCUGAGACUUCAAUCUCUUUUCAACUCACUAAUAAUGCCAACCAUCUGUCUUUCAUUGUCAUGUUUUGUAAAUCCAAUUGAGGUUUGGUGACAGUUUCAUUCCCACCAAAAAUAUGGUAAGUCUACUUUGAUAUGUUAUAACUUAUCAAGGCCGUGUUUAUUUAGCUAAGUGCCUAAGUUUAUAUUAGAAGUGUUUAUAGAACUUCAUAUGUUAUUUUUGUAAAUGACAUGUUGCUUAUAAGGCAUUGAAGUUUAUUUUUGGGAGCAAUUUAUUUUUGAAAAAGAAUAUUAGCUUUAAGCACCUUCUUUUUGUAUUUAUCGAGUGCAACCUCGACUUAAUUCAACUCUUAUAGAAGAUCGAUUUUGUCAUUUUAUGUCUUUUUACAUCAAUCUAGCUCAAAUUUCAACUUGAUAGAUGACAAACAAAUGGUACAUAUUCACAAUAAUAUGUGUCACAAUUCACAAAGGUGUGAUUUCAGAAGAAUAUUGGGGUAUAAUAUAAGAAAAUAGU
Messenger RNA from Salvia splendens (bonfire salvia), 1272 nucleotides. Its product is annotated as B3 domain-containing protein At1g16640-like. The record is from RefSeq and is a predicted model, not a curated record. The coding region runs from base 186 to 842 and encodes 218 amino acids. Lineage: Eukaryota; Viridiplantae; Streptophyta; Magnoliopsida; Lamiales; Lamiaceae. Gene Ontology annotation, molecular function: DNA binding. The transcript has 3 exons.